GUUAAUGCUGCGAUGAACGUGAUUUCCCGCUUCUUUCGUACGGCACCUCGAUCUUCGGUGCUUCCUGCUUGACAUCCCCUAUACCCACUGACAGUCGCUCGAUUCUGCUCCUUCGGUCAGCCUGAGAUUAUCUCACUCUAUGAGGCCCCGCCAGUCAUCGUGCUAAUUCGAUCGCUUUUUCACCUGUGUUUCAUUCUCUGGUAAUUUCCCACAAUGGGUUUAUUCGCCGCCAUUAUCGACAGAAUCUGCAAGCAAUGCUCAACGCAGUCAAUCUACGUGGUCGUUGGGUUGGCCUUGUUGACCUUGAUCGCGCUGUCGGUAGUCACAAAUGUCUUGGUUCAGUUGCUGUUCAAAAACCCAAAUGAGCCCCCCGUUGUGUUUCAUUGGUUCCCUUUCAUUGGCAGCACCAUCAGCUAUGGCAUGGACCCUUACAAAUUCUUCUUCAAUGCUCGGAAAAAGUAUGGCGAUAUCUUCACCUUCGUUUUGCUGGGAAAGAAGACAACCGUGUUUCUGGGAACAAAAGGUAACGACUUCAUAUUGAAUGCGAAGCUACGCGAUGUAUGCGCUGAGGAAGUAUACUCACCUUUGACUACACCGGUCUUCGGCAAACAUGUUGUCUACGACUGUCCUAAUGCCAAGCUUAUGGAGCAAAAGAAGUUUGUCAAAUUCGGACUGACCGCGGAUGCCCUCCGAUCCUAUGUUCAACUCAUCACCAAGGAAGUUGAUGACUUCGUCGCAUCAUCGAGCGCCCUCCAAAGUCAACAGGCUACCCUCGAUGUUUGCAAAACCAUGGCAGAAAUUACCAUUUAUACCGCUUCCCGUUCUCUCCAAGGAAAGGAAGUGCGAGACAAAUUCGAUUCAACAUUUGCAGAAUUGUACCACGACCUUGACAUGGGAUUCGCCCCUAUCAAUUUCAUGCUCCCUUGGGCGCCUCUUCCACAUAACCGCAAGCGCGACCAUGCCCAGAAGAGAAUGGCCGAGACAUACAUGGAAAUAAUCAAGGCACGUCGUCAGGCCGGAGGUCAAAAAGACUCUGAAGACAUGGUAUGGAAUUUGAUGUCAUGUGUUUACAAGGAUGGCACACAAGUUCCGGAUAUUGAAGUCGCUCAUAUGAUGAUCGCUCUCCUAAUGGCUGGUCAGCACUCGUCGUCCUCUACCAUCUCGUGGAUUAUCCUUCGCCUAGCUUCGCGGCCAGAUAUCACCGAGGAAUUGUACCAAGAACAGAUUAGAGUCCUUGGAUCCGACCUCCCUCCGCUUAGUCAUGAAAAUUUGCAGAAAUUGGAGCUGCAGGCAAAUGUGAUUAAAGAAACAUUGCGUUUACAUGCUCCUAUCCAUUCCAUCAUUCGCGCUGUGAAGAACCCAAUGCCCGUGGAAGGAACCCCCUACACCAUCCCUACGUCUCACAAUGUUCUGUCGUCACCUGGCGUUACUGCCCGAUCAGCUGAACAUUUUACCAAUCCUCUAGAAUGGGAACCUCAUCGCUGGGAUGAUAUAAAAAAUACCACAGAAGACGAUGAACAAGUUGAUUAUGGCUAUGGCUUGAUCAGCAAGGGUGCUGGGAGCCCUUACUUGCCCUUUGGUGCUGGACGUCAUCGCUGCAUCGGUGAGCAGUUUGCGUACGUUCAACUAGGAGCCAUCACUGCGGCAUUGGUCAGGAAGUUCAAGUUUCAAAAUCUAGCCGGCGUCAAAGGCGUUCCUGACACUGACUAUUCCUCCCUGUUCUCAAAGCCGUGGGCGAAUUCGAUCAUUCAAUAUGAGAGACGAGACAAGUCUGCCAAGGCGUAAAUUUUCGGGGCUUUGAAAAAAGAACAAAAAAAAGGGAUCAUGUCACUUGUUAUCGCCUUGUGUAGAGAGAGAUAGAGGUGUUAUCGAUGAGUUUCUACCUACAUUUCUUACGAAUAAUAACUAAGUAAUUUUCUUCGAGGGAGCGUUAUUUGGAUUAGGACUGUCUUCGACCCGUUGAUUCUUGUAUAUUAUUUAAUAUUGUGUCAUUGCUUACCGUUAUGAAUCCUACAAGUCGCUGUCAAUAGAGACUAAUAUAUUAAAAAUAUACGCAAGUUUAGCUUUUAUAUACAGAUCUCUGGGA
Molecule: messenger RNA, 2086 nt
Organism: Talaromyces proteolyticus
Lineage: Eukaryota; Fungi; Ascomycota; Eurotiomycetes; Eurotiales; Trichocomaceae
Product: 14-alpha sterol demethylase Cyp51B
Exons: 4
Coding region: 214-1785 (523 amino acids)
Biological process (GO): ergosterol biosynthetic process
Molecular function (GO): oxidoreductase activity, acting on paired donors, with incorporation or reduction of molecular oxygen; iron ion binding; monooxygenase activity
Source: RefSeq, a predicted model, not a curated record